This is a messenger RNA of Aureobasidium pullulans EXF-150, 697 nucleotides long. RefSeq lists its product as uncharacterized. Lineage: Eukaryota; Fungi; Ascomycota; Dothideomycetes; Dothideales; Saccotheciaceae. The record is from RefSeq and is a predicted model, not a curated record. The transcript has a single exon. Bases 84 to 536 code for a protein of 150 amino acids.
UAGCAUAGUAUAUCUACCAUUUUCUGGAGACAAGUUCGAGUACAUCAAGGAGUUCAGCAAUAUAUCCAGGCCUUGUCAGCAACAUGUCUUUCUUCUCAAGAUUCAGCACGCCAGUCUUCAAAAACACCGGAUCGACCGCUCGCGAUCAUCUGGCAUCUGAACGAACCUAUCUCGCCUGGAUGCGCACCGGUCUCGGCUUUCUCGCUCUCGGAAUCGGUGUGGAAAGAUUCAACCAACUCGACCUUGCCGAGAUCCUACCGACCAAGUACAAGAAGCGUUUCCAUCAAGACAAGACUCACAAUGACAAGUCGGAUGCACUUGUAGGUGCUUUGCUGGGUAGCGGAGCUGGAAGUAUUGCGUAUGGAACCACUAGGUAUUUUUCGAAUAUGCGCUUGUUGGAGCAGGGGCUGUUCAAGCCUGCUUUUCAUGGUGCUGCGUUUCUUGCUGUAGGGGUUGCUGGUAUUGCUGGUGCUGUUUAUUGGUCUACGGUCAGGGAAAGGAAGGCGAACAGGGAGGACGAACAACACGCAUCUUAGUCGUGCUUGAUCCCGGACGGCCGAAUUGAGCUAGAGCGAUCGAAGCAGAAGACCGUGUUACGGGGUUCGUGUUGCGGAUGUCUUGUGACGACACAUGAAAGGCAUACCGGAGUGAAGUAUUGAGACGUGAUACUCCGCAUGGUCUCUUUCGACACAACAUC